This is a messenger RNA of Didymodactylos carnosus, 289 nucleotides long. Lineage: Eukaryota; Metazoa; Rotifera; Eurotatoria; Philodinida; Philodinidae. The record is from the annotation of a GenBank genome assembly.
AUGAUAAAAACAUAUGAUAGUAAUAAAAUAUUUUGGGGUACAAAUUUUCGUCGAAUAUCAAACCAAUAUUUAGAUCAAUUUGAAAUUGACAAAAGUAUGAGAUGGAAAACAGCAAGAGAUAAUAUGAGCGGAUAUUGGGAAGGUAAUGAUGGAUCAUGUUAUAUAAUCAGUACUGAUAAAAAUCAAAUAUAUUGGUUAGCGAUUGAUAAAAAUAAUCGAUGGUCACAUAUUGGUGCUGGUACAUACAAUAAUAAUAUUAUUCGUAUAAAUUGGGGUGAUUUAAUAAUUG